Messenger RNA from Phaedon cochleariae (mustard beetle), 2676 nucleotides. The record is from the annotation of a GenBank genome assembly. NCBI's taxonomy places the organism in Eukaryota, Metazoa, Arthropoda, Insecta, Coleoptera, Chrysomelidae.
CAGAACAGAAAAGUUGAAAAGUGAUGUCCGGUGUGGAAGUGUUUUCUAACCAUUGUCAAAAAAAUAAUUUGUAAUUAUAAUUAUUCAUUGACCAACAGACUACUAUAAUUAUUCUUAUAUUAUUUAUCACAUUUUAUUUAAAAACACAUAUAGUUUUCAUAUAUUAUCAGCCUUAAAACCUGUGUGUUGUUAGUUUGAAAGUUCUGUGCAGUACUAACGGAAUUUGUUAUUGAUGCCGUGGCCAUUCAUGUUUUGUUAAUUUAUUACAACGUUUGAGACGACAUCAACACUUCUUGUAAUCUUUCCGAGUUUGGACGUGUAUAAAAAUGGACAACACGAAAACUAUAGGCAAUGGUGAGGGCGAUUCUGAGAUCUCCCUGAAAACAAAGACAAAUAUGGCAGGUGCAACCAAUAUGAAGAAGGAAAAACGACAAUCCAGAUUCAAUAUCACAAAAAAUCAGGAAUUGGAAAUGUUACCUGCUUUACGAGAUGCAGCACCUGAUGAAAGGGAGGAAUUAUUCGUACAGAAACUCAGGCAAUGCUGUGUGUUAUUCGAUUUCGCCGCUGAUCCCUUGUCGGACCUCAAGUGGAAAGAAGUGAAACGAGCUGCACUUCAAGAAAUGGUUGAGUAUGUUACUCAACAAAAAGGUGUUAUUACCGAAACCAUAUAUGCAGAGGCUGUUAAUAUGUUUGCUGUGAAUCUCUUUCGAACACUACCUCCUUCCUCCAAUCCCAAUGGAGCAGAAUUCGACCCAGAAGAAGACGAACCAACGUUGGAAGCGGCAUGGCCCCACCUCCAACUCGUCUACGAACUAUUCCUGAGGGUAUUAGAGGCACCUGAUUUCCAACCAAAUAUAGCUAAGAGAUACAUAGAUCAAAAAUUUGUUUUACAACUUUUAGAUUUGUUUGAUUCUGAAGAUCCUAGAGAAAGAGAUUUAUUAAAGACAACAUUGCAUAGGAUAUACGGCAAAUUUUUGGGAUUGAGAGCGUUCAUACGUAAACAGAUAAAUAAUGUAUUCUAUAAGUUCAUUUAUGAGACUGAACACCAUAAUGGCAUUGCAGAACUUUUAGAAAUUCUUGGGUCUAUCAUCAAUGGUUUUGCUCUACCCCUGAAGGAAGAACAUAAGGUAUUUCUUUUGAGAGUCCUGAUGCCCUUGCACAAGGUGAAAAGCCUAUCAGUCUACCACCCACAGUUGGCUUACUGUGUAGUACAAUUCCUUGAAAAAGACCCAUCUCUCACCCAGCCCGUCAUGAGAAGUCUGCUCAAAUAUUGGCCGAAGACUCACAGUCCCAAGGAGGUUAUGUUUCUCAAUGAGCUAGAAGAAAUUUUGGACGUUAUAGAACCUGCGGAAUUCCAAAAAAUCAUGAUACCACUGUUCAGGCAACUGUCGAAAUGUGUCAGUUCGCCCCACUUCCAAGUAGCCGAGAGGGCUUUGUAUUAUUGGAACAAUGAAUACGUCAUGUCCUUGGUUUCGGAAAAUGCUGCCGAAAUUUUGCCGAUCAUGUUUCCCAGUUUGUACAGGAAUUCGAAGAGUCAUUGGAAUAAGACUAUACACGGCCUCAUUUAUAACGCUCUCAAGUUGUUCAUGGAGAUGAAUCAGAAGCUGUUUGAUGAAUGCACCCAACAAUAUCGGCAAGAAAGGCAAAAAGAAAGGGAAAGGGAGCAUCAGAGACAAGAAUUGUGGAACAAAGUUGAAACUCUGGCCUCUCGAAAGCCAGAAUACGAGAUACUGAAUGCAAGAAAUCAUAAUAUCAGCCAUAUGCUUACAAGUCCGGAUGCUGAUGAAGAAAUCAACUUGGACAACAUUGAUGUGAAAACAGAAGAUGUCAAAAAGGCACGUAACACUACCAAACCAUUGAUACGUCGCAAAUCUGAGUUGCCACAAGAUCAGUACACCAUAAGGGCAUUAUCAGAUCACAAAAGAACUGAUGAAUUUCUUGUGACACCUCCUGACGUAAACAAGUGCUAGUCUUUUCUCACACUUGGUGAGCUUAGUGCCAACAUAAUACACACACUUGAUUUAGCCUUGUUUUGAAAGAAAAUCACCAUGCAUAAAAAAAAUGUAAGAUAUUGAAAUAGGAUACACAUCCCCGCAAAUUAUGUUUUUCUAUCUCCAAUAAUGAAAAAGUUAUAGGGGUGAGCCACCUUGGAGAAUCACCCUGUAUCUUGAAGUAAAUAUAACACUCCGCACAUGCGCAUACAAAUUUGUUUCUGGCGGGAAGCCUAGCUUUCGCAUCUGUAUGGUUGAGUAUCUGUGAUGUAGCUGAAAACAUUGAAUGCAAUCAGGCUGAUCAAUAAUGUAUUAUAAAACAACCAAAGACCAUUUGCAGAAUUUGUAAUAAUCAAAAAAACGGUAAAUUUUUUUACGUUAUGCAUGUCUUGGAGCCAUAUAAUAGACAUAAAAAUAUAGAAAUAUGUAUGGCACUUGCUUUAAGUGUGUCGACUAUAUUGAAUAUAAGUAAAUUGUUAGUAACAUCAUUAGUGUCGUAAUUCUGAGUACAUUCAAUAACUAGUAUUAAGAAGAUAUUUUUGUUCAAAUAAUGGGAAGAAUGUAUAUAUGGAGUAGGAGUUGAUAUUAUGUCUCGGACAGUAUUUUUUUAAUGUACAGCUUUGCUUUGUCAAUGAUUUCUGAAUAUAAAUACGUUAUUAGAUAUUAAAAAUAUAUUACAUGAUUA